Micromonas commoda is the source of this 1467-nucleotide messenger RNA. RefSeq lists its product with no specific name. Lineage: Eukaryota; Viridiplantae; Chlorophyta; Mamiellophyceae; Mamiellales; Mamiellaceae. The record is from RefSeq and is a predicted model, not a curated record. The transcript has 2 exons. The coding region runs from base 1 to 1467 and encodes 488 amino acids.
AUGCACCACUCGCAGGAGGCGACCGACACCGCGCUCGACUGGUGCAUCGAGCUCAUCUCGCAGAGUAACGUGCUCGAGGUGGGCGCCAAGUACGCCAUCCUCGACGCGCUCAAGGACAAGAUCUCGAGCGGCGAAUUCUCGCCCACCACCAGGAUUCGCAUGUACGUCGAGUCCAUCUCGCGGCUCACCGCGUCCGAGGAGAGCGGCCCGUUCAUGCGCCUCAGACCCGAGAACGUCAACGAGGUGUUCCAGUCCCUCGUCAAGAUGGGCGACGUCGCGCACGCAUUAGGGGACGAUUCGAUCCCCAUGCCCACGAUCACGCUCACGGCGCAGACGUACGCCGAAACGAUGCUCACGCACCUCCGCCCGCCCUACCGCGACGUGGAGAAUUUCGCGGAAUCCGUCGACAAUUACGACCUCGACGACGAAGACUUCCAGACCGCGAGCCCGUGGCUCGACGUCGAGGCGCUCGAGAACAUCCGCGUCGACCUCAAGAAACAGGCGGCGCGCGUCACCGACGACAGGUGCGACGGGAUCCUUCGGCGAUGGAACACCGCCAAGGACACCCUCGUCGAGCUCGCCAAGUACUGCGGGGAGGUUCUCGAGGCGAUGGGGCCGUCGUUUUUAGAGCGCGUCGCCGCGGACUUUCGAUCGGGUCGGUACGCCCCGCCCUCCCAUGACGGCGUGUUGAUCCCCGAGGACGCCAUCCCCGAGGACGCACGGGCUAAGCGCAGGGAGCGGGAGCUGCUGGAGGCUGGACGCGUCCUUCGCGAGGCGUUCGACAAGAAGCCGAAUUCGUCGUCGCCGAGCGAUUUAAAAAACAAGAGGAAAGCGCCCGCAGACGACGUCGAGGCGGCGGCGGUGCGCAGGAACGUCACCGCGUUCGAGAAGCUCAGGGCUGCGAACGCGGCGGUCGCGGACCCGUUGAAGGAGGCGCUCAGGGCCAGCGACGCGGCCGGCGCUCAGGGCCAGGGCGGGCGGCGGACGGAGGAGGCGGCUUGGAACGCGCUCGCCGCGGAAUACGAGGCGGGGACGGGAUCGGACCAACCGUCGGACGAGUCCCCGGCGGCCAAAGCGGCCAAGGCCAGAGCCGCCAACAGAGACGCGGCGGAUGACGGGAAGAAGGUGGUCAUACGCCCGCACCAUCGCGGCGCGACGGCUCGAACGGUGGAUUGGGAUUCGCGCGGCGACGGCGGCGCGGUCUCUGACGUCUCCACGCCUCCGACGACGAGGAAGGCGGGCGCGCCCGGCGUGAUCGGGGCGAGGACCACGCGGGUGGGGACGUCGGGGAGGAAGGCGUACACGAGGUGGACCACGGCGCAGGAGGAGGAGCUGCGAAGGCUGGUGGGCGUGCACGGGGUUGGGAGCUGGGCGACGAUCUUGGAGGCGGGGCGGGACAUGUUCGGCGCGGAUCGCACGUCGGUGAACCUCAAGGACAAGUGGAGGGUGCUCACGAAAGCGCGGUGA